AUGGCCGCCGCGUUCCGCAGAGACGCGCCGCCGCAGCCGGACUUCUCCCUCCUCAAGAGACUCGCCCGAGACCAACUCAUCUUCCUCCUGGAGCAGCUUCCAGGUAAAAAGGACUUGUUCAUCGAUGCAGAUCUUAUGAGUCCUCUGGAUCGAAUUGCAAACGUCUCCACACUCAAACAACAUGAAGUGGACAAACUGUACAAAGUGGAGCACAAGGCUGUGGUGUCGUCAGCCGAUCAACUGUGUUUCCUGAUCAGACCCAGAAUCCAGACCGUCAAAUGGAUCUGUGAUCUGGUGAAGUCGGACAAAGCUGUGGGACGAGUGCGACGCUACAAAAUCAUCUUCACUCCUCAGAAGUUCUUUGCGUGCGAGGCCAUCUUGGAGGAGCAUGGAGCUUUUGGAGACGUGUCAUGUGACCAGUGGGACUUCCAUCUGUUACCGGUGGACGAUGACAUCAUCAGCCUGGAGCUGCCUGAGUUUUUCACUGAUACUUUUCUGGCAGGGGACCAGCGCUGGGUGAGGACAGUAGGCAGUGCUCUUCAUCUUCUGCAUUCUCUGUUUGGACCCUUUUCCAAAGUCUACGGCAUCGGACGCAUCGCCAAGAUGGUGUAUGAGUCGUUCAGGAUUCAGCUGCAGACAGAGGAGACGAGGACAAGAGGAGAUGCUCAAAUCGGAAAUGUGUUUAUCAUCGACAGAGAUGUUGACCUAGUUACCCCGCUCUGCUCACAAGUUGUGUACGAAGGGCUUGUGGACGACAUCUUCAGGAUCAAAUGUGGAUGUGUGGAGUUCAGCCCCGACGUCACUUCAUCUGAGAAGAGCGUUAAAGUCAUGCUCAAUUCGCAGGACAAGGUUUUUAACGAGAUUCGAAAUGAGCAUUUCUCAAACGUGUUUGGAUUUCUGUCUCAGAAAGCUCGUACGCUGCAGACCGCCUACGACAGGCGUCGGGGAAUGGACAUCAAACAGAUGAAGACUUUUGUUUCUGAGGAGCUGAAGGGACUGAAACAGGAGCAUCGCCUUCUCAGCCUGCACAUCGGGGCGAGCGAGGCAAUGAUGAAGAGAAAAACCAAACAGGACUUUCAGGAGAUGUUGCGAACAGAGCACUCUCUCCUCGAAGGCUUUGAGAUCAGAGAGUGCAUCAACUUCAUUGAGGAACAUAUCAACAGACAGGUUUCUGUGCUGGAGUCUUUGAGGCUGCUGUGUCUGCUGUCACUCACUGAGAACGGACUUUUGCCCAAAGAUCUACGCUCCCUCAAAGCACAGUAUCUGCAGAGUUACGGGUUCGAGCAUCUCCUCACCUUCUCGUCUCUUAGGACGUUGGGUUUGAUUCAAGAGCAGCAGACGACCGAGACUCUGAGCGCUGUGGAAACGAGAGUCCGACUCACCGCAGGGCGUCUGACUGAAGCGUUCUCGUCUUUGGCCAAAAAGAGUAACUUCAGAGCUCUUAGCCGCAGACUCAACCUGGUCCCAAAAUCCGAAGACUACGACCUCCGAGUCCCCAAAGACAUGUCCUAUGUCUUCAGUGGAGCCUACGUCCCCCUGAGCUGUAGGCUCAUAGAACAGGUCCUAGAUAGAGAAGGCUGGUCUGGUUUGGAAGAAGUGACUCGACUUUUAAACAGACACGAGUUCAGCGUCACAGGGAGCACCUCUGGGUCUGAGGGAAGCUCCGGUUUGACAUCUGGAGCUGGAUCUGGACUCGGAUCUACAUCUAGUCCUGGCUUUGGACCAGACUCUCAGAGGCGAGUCCUCGUCCUGUUUUUAGGAGGAUGCACUUUCUCUGAGAUCGCCGCCCUGCGCUUCCUCGCUCGAGAGAGAGGUUACAGAAUUACCACAGUAACCACAGCCAUCACCAAUAGCAGCAGACUGCUGGAGAGUCUGGUCCAGAACAAGGUCUAAAUCUGGCUGUAAACCUGGGUCUAAGCCUGGACUAAACCAGGACUAAACCAGAUUCUAAAUCAGGACUAAACUUGAUUCUUAACCUGGACUAGACCAGGUCAAACCUGGACUGAACCAAGACUGAAGCAGGUGAAAUACAUUAUUUUGUCUGAGAUGGAACAGAAUAAAAGUUUUAUUGUGGCAGUUUUAA
Messenger RNA from Periophthalmus magnuspinnatus, 2083 nucleotides. It is a transcript of the gene vps33b, whose product is annotated as VPS33B late endosome and lysosome associated. NCBI's taxonomy places the organism in Eukaryota, Metazoa, Chordata, Actinopteri, Gobiiformes, Gobiidae. Gene Ontology annotation, biological process: vesicle-mediated transport; intracellular protein transport. The record is from RefSeq and is a predicted model, not a curated record. Bases 1 to 1893 code for a protein of 630 amino acids. The transcript is spliced from 23 exons. Gene Ontology annotation, cellular component: lysosome; CORVET complex.